CUUACCCUGUGGUCCUUAGAGAGUCAGUGGGUAAGUUAGUGUCCGGGUAGGUCUAAGUGGUGAGGAGUGGGACUCUUAUCGUGCACCAAACACCACAAUGGACGACUAUCCGAUGUAUGGGUUGAUUGUUGGGUUCUCCCUCUGGGGGACCCUCUGGCGUCUCCUCUUCCCUCUGGGCUUCUGGCCCACUGUUGCGUGUAGAGUAGGGCCCACUCGUGGUGGUACUUCCACCCAGCCAUACACAAAGGAGGAGGAGGAGAAGAUGGUCGUCGUCCUGAGGGAAAAGAAGGAAAAGAAAGAGGCAAAGAAGAAGGCCCUACAGGAGGAGCAGGCGGCCAAGUUAAAAAAGAUUGAGGAAGAGAUGGUCAGAGAGAAGGAGAGGAUCAAGAAAGAAGAAGAGCAGAAAUUGAAGGAGGUGGAAGAAGAGGAAGAGGAAGAUGAAACGCCACUGGAGAGGAAGAGAGUGCAAUACAGUGGCAGCAGGGAUGCUGAGAUGGAGAAACACAUCUCGGAGUGGGUUGCCAACUUAUCCUUGGGUGAAGAAGAAGAGGUAGCAAUGUAUAUACCCAAGGAUGAUCAGGAAGCCGCUAUGAAAGCCUGGGAAGCAGAAAAAGAUGUUGUGAAGCGGCAGGCGAUGGAAGAUGAGAAGAGGAUGGAAUGGAGAUUGGCAGUGAUGAGGGAAAAAAAGAGGAGAGUGGACGCAGCAGCGGAGGCGACAGAAGAAUUGGAAGAGGUAAAAAACAUAGAAGAGCAGUUAGCCGCUCAGACCGAACUCCCGGCUCAAAUGCGAGUCAUAGCUCGAAAUGUUGCAUGCCUGGCCCGAAUUCAGGGGGAGCAAUAUGACUUUAGUAGGAGUCAACAUAUAGUUGUGCGUUCAAUCAAGUUGGGGUUCCGGGAAUUUGCGCGCGAGCUGGUAGGCGUUGUGGGAACCGAGGUGGGCCACCGCCUCGACAAGACUGAGCGAUUUUGUGCCAGCGCCAUUGAAGGCGUUAAAGCGGCAGCUCCCAAGGAGGAGGAAGCACGUCCUCCUCGCCGAGAGCCGGUCAAAGUCAAAUUCCCCGAUUCCUACAGUGGAAAACGGGAAGAGAACUUUGACAAUUGGGAGGCCAAUGUCAAGAUCUAUGUGCAUUUGCAACAGAUCUCCCUGGAUCAGCAGGUCUUGAUCGCGAUCCACGCAUUGAGAGAUGAGGCCGCUAGUUUUGCAAGGUCCCUGGUUCGCGCUGCCAACUGUAGUGACGACCCCGUUGCAUACUCCUCAUUCACUUCCCUCACUGAGUUCUUGAAGCUGUUGCGCGAGAGGUUCGCCGAUGUCGCCCGUAGCGUUAAGGCCUCGGACAAGCUCCAGACCAUCCAUUCUCGUAAAUGGAAGAGUGCCAGCGCACUCAAGGGUACAAUGGAUGAGUUGGUGGCCGUCCCCGACCACGGGGUCACAGAGGGCCAAUUGGUCAAUCUCUUCUAUCGGGCUAUGCCCGAAGCCUUUCGAGGGCAGUUCUUCGCGAAGAGCGAAGACCCUGCCACCACCUACGAUUCCCUUAGCCGUGAAGUGGUGGCUUUUGAAGCGAAGUCCGUGUCCCUAUCUACCUUAUGGCACAAGGACUUGGACAGGGGGAAGCAAUGGAAAGGCCACACUAUCUCAGGGCAGGUAAAGACCAAGGACAGCCUUGUCCUGACUUUAGACGAGGGUAGUGUGGAUGAGAUCCCCUACUACCAGAUUGAGUGGGGGUUAGAGGAGGAGGACAGCGGUGUGGGCCAGGGGAGGACUUACGCUGCUCUCGUGGCCGGAGGGAGGCCACAAGGAGGAGGACGAGGCCAGGGCCAAGGGGGCCGGGCCUCAGGGAGCCGAUUUCAGGGCGAUCAGGGGGUUGGCGGAAGGGGAGGAAACUGCCAAGCGGGAGGCAGGGGUCAAGGUCCCCCGCAAAACCGUCCUGGGAACAAGCCUCCCUAUAGGGUCUUGGAGAAGCUGAGGGAAGCUAACUUCAAGAUCAAUGCGAAGAAGUGCGAUUGGGCGAAGACCCAAGUUUUGUAUCUAGGCCACGUCUUAGACGGAGACGGCGUCAAACCAGAGGAUAACAAGAUCGCAGCGAUUAGAGAUUGGCCCACGCCACGUACGCUGACAAAGUUGCGUUCGUUCCUGGGCUUAGCUAAUUACUAUAGGAAGUUCGUGAGGAACUUCUCUACCAUCGUUGCGCCCCUUCGCCGGUUGUUGAGAAAGGAGACCAUCUGGAAGUGGGAUAAGGACUACACGUCUUCCAUGAAGAAGUUAAAGCAGGCGUUGAUAGAGUAUCCGGUCCUUAAGGUCGCCGAUCCGUCCUUGCCGUUUGUCGUUACUACGGAUGCUAGCCAGUACGGCAUAGGCGCGGUGUUGCAGCAAGACGAUGGCAAUGGUUAUAGACCCGUAGAGUUCAUGUCCGCUAGAAUGCCUUCAGAGAAGGUCGCGACAUCCACCUAUGAGAGGGAACUCUACGCUCUCAGGCAAGCGCUAGACCACUGGAAGCACUACUUGCUUGGGAGGCACUUCAAAGUCUAUUCUGACCAUGAAACGUUACGAUGGUUAAAGACGCAGGCCAAGAUGACACCUAAGCUUACUAGGUGGGCCGCCGAGAUAGAUCAGUACGACUUCGAGCUCAAGCAUGUCAAGGGGAAGUACAACGUAGUUGCGGAUGCUCUGAGUAGGAGGGCAGAUUACUUUGGGGCGAUAGUGCAUUACCUCGAUAUAGGAAAGGACCUACAGCAGAAGGUUAGGGAGGCCUACGCACAGGACCUUAUCUAUAGUGACCUCCUUAAGAAAGUCAAAGAGGCCCCACAGACUGAGCCGAACUACCGCACUACUGAAGGGCUACUCUUUGAGAAGACUAAUGUCUUUGACCGCCUGUGCAUUCCCAACAGUGAAGAGAUCCGUAGCCUGAUUCUAGGAGAAUGCCAUGACACAGAGGGUCACUUUGGUUGGCAAAAGACUUUAGCCAAUCUCAUGCGUGCGUAUACCUGGCCAGGGAUGAAGAAUGACUGCGUAGAGUAUGUUCGCAGUUGCAAAGUCUGCCAGCGUAAUAAGAGUUCUACGCGCGCCCCGCUAGGUCUUCUCAGACCCUUGCCCAUUCCGGAUCGGCCGGGAGACUCAGUGUCAAUAGAUUUCAUGGACACUGAAGUCAAGAGCAGGCAUGGCAAGAGCCAASUCAUGGUCAUAGUUGACCGCUUUAGCAAGUACGCAGUUUUUGUUCCUUUGCCUUCAGAGGCGCGUACUGAUUUAGUCAUACAGAGGGAGGUCCGACAACCAGACGAUAGGAUCUUGCGAUCGGCAAGACGCCCGAUAGCCCACUUGGCGUUAGGACCAGAGGGCGACAGAUACCUGUUCCGUCAGCAGAGGGAGAGACAACAGCAGCAGCGGAGGGUUAGGGCCGCAGAGGCAAGCAGGGCGUUCGCAAGCAAAGCCGCCGCUUCAGCAGCCAUGGCAACUGCUGCGCAGCAGAGUUCCCAGGCCGGCAGUUCAGAAUCUGUAGGGUCAACGGUUGCACAGACCCCGAGUCCGUCAACUGGUGUAAUGGCAAGCCAGCCGUUAGUAAUGACUCCCCACGACCUCAUACAGCGAGCUGGUGAUCGUGAGGCACAGCUACAGCAGGCUUUGGGUGAGAUUAAGGCAGAGAAAGAGCGAAUGAUUAGAACAAGAGCCAGGAUGCAGCGGAGACAAGCGGACAUUAGUGAGUUAGAGGAGACGGACCCUGCAGACUUGGAUGAUGAAGUGAGGACCCUAAGGGCGGUCUUGCUAGGUGUGGUAGAGAUGCAAGAUCACCAGACGGAGAUCUUACAGGACAUCCCGCAAAGUCUGGUUGUGUUGGUCGGGCGAGUGCAGGCGGCACCAUCACCGUUCGGGCCCGGCGUCUGGUCCGUUGUACAUCCUCCUCCUUUUGUUCCACCGGUGACUGGGGUAUCCCCAUAUACAGCUCCAACAUCGGUCCAGCCCGUUUCCCUGGGUAUGCCUUUAACAGGCGGGUUCUCAGCAGGUCCUAGUGUACAGAUUCCUGUACAAACAGUGUUCUCCCAACCUCCGUUGCAGGUUGUCGUAAGCGGGCAGCCUGCUGUCUCGCAGCCUGCACAGUCGCAGGGUACACAGCCCCAGCAGCAGCUAGUGCAGCAUCCUGCACCACAGGCUCCACAGCCCGGAACGGUGCAGGUACCGAGACAAAGUCAGUGGGUUCCAACGACGGCCAUCGCUGCUCCUAAACCCUUUACAGGGGAUAAAAGGGGCGAAGACCUCGACACAUGGUUGAGGGCAGUGCCAGUCUAUGUCAAAUGCAAACUUACCUUGCCGCACGAGGAAGUGCUUGUGGCUGCCUCCUAUCUAGAGGGGAGUGCAGCAAGAUCGUUGAGUGGUUUAGUGCAGCUACAGGGGUACGGUCAUGACUUUCGCGCUUGGGCGGUCACCCAGAAACUGGAUGACUUCCUCAAGUCGGUGGAAGACAUUUGGCAUGAUCCUCAGGAGGCCCAAAAGGCUACCGACGCGAUCCUGACACUGCAUACCAGGCAGUUUAAGUCAGUUAAGAGGCCAUUGACGCACUAGAGCGUCUGAUCUCUGUCUCUGGGGUGCGCUAUGACCCCCAAGUUUUACUCACCUCCUACCUGAGAUGCUUUCCCAUGCCUCU
Molecule: messenger RNA, 4634 nt
Organism: Chara braunii
Lineage: Eukaryota; Viridiplantae; Streptophyta; Charophyceae; Charales; Characeae
Source: the annotation of a GenBank genome assembly